ACGGCCGGGCGGCGGAGGCGCCAAUGAGCGUGCGCCGCGUCCGGGGCCGGCUGGUGCGCGAGACGCCGGGGAGAGGGUCACAAUGGCAGCCACAGUAAGAAGGCAGAGGCCACGGAGGCUACCCUGUUGGGCCUUGGUGGCUAUCCUCUUGGCAGACCUUUUGGCACUGAGCGACACAUUGGCUGUGAUGUCCGUGGACCUAGGCAGUGAAUCCAUGAAGGUGGCCAUUGUCAAGCCUGGAGUCCCUAUGGAGAUCGUGUUGAACAAGGAAUCUCGGAGGAAAACUCCAGUGACUGUGACCUUGAAAGAAAAUGAGAGGUUUCUAGGUGACAGUGCAGCAGGCAUGGCCAUCAAGAACCCAAAGGCGACGCUCCGUUAUUUCCAGCACCUCCUAGGAAAACAGGCGAAUAACCCUCAUGUCGCCCUUUAUCGAUCCCGUUUCCCAGAACAUGAGCUAAGUGUCGACCCACAGAGGCAGACUGUGCGCUUCCAGAUCAGUCCGCAGCUGCAGUUCUCCCCUGAGGAGGUGCUGGGCAUGGUUCUGAACUACUCUCGCUCCUUGGCUGAAGAUUUUGCAGAACAACCCAUUAAGGAUGCAGUGAUCACCGUGCCAGCCUUCUUCAACCAGGCUGAGCGUCGAGCUGUGCUGCAGGCUGCUCGAAUGGCUGGCCUCAAGGUGCUGCAGCUCAUCAAUGACAACACCGCCACAGCCCUCAGCUAUGGUGUCUUCCGCCGGAAAGAUAUCAAUUCCACUGCACAGAAUGUCAUGUUCUAUGACAUGGGCUCAGGCAGCACUGUAUGCACCAUCGUGACCUACCAAACAAUGAAGACUAAGGAGGCUGGGAUGCAACCACAGCUGCAGAUCCGGGGCGUGGGAUUUGACCGCACCCUGGGUGGCCUGGAGAUGGAGCUUCGGCUGCGAGAACACCUGGCUAGGCUCUUCAAUGAGCAGCACAAGGGCCAGAAAGCCAAGGAUGUUCGGGAAAACCCACGUGCCAUGGCCAAGCUGCUUCGGGAAGCCAAUCGGCUUAAAACUGUCCUGAGUGCCAAUGCUGAUCACAUGGCACAGAUUGAGGGCCUGGUGGAUGAUGUGGACUUCAAGGCAAAAGUUACUCGAGUGGAGUUUGAGGAGCUCUGUGCAGAUUUGUUUGAGCGAGUGCCUGGGCCUGUACAGCAGGCCCUCCAAAGUGCUGAGAUGAACUUGGAUCAAAUUGAGCAAGUGAUCCUGGUAGGUGGGGCCACUCGUGUUCCCAAAGUUCAAGAGGUGCUGCUAAAGGCUGUGGGCAAGGAGGAACUAGGAAAGAACAUCAAUGCCGAUGAAGCGGCUGCCAUGGGGGCCGUGUACCAGGCAGCAGCACUCAGCAAGGCCUUCAAGGUGAAGCCAUUUGUUGUGCGCGAUGCCGUCAUCUACCCCAUCCUGGUGGAGUUCACACGGGAGGUGGAAGACGAGCCUGGGGUUCGAAGCCUGAAGCACAAUAAACGUGUGCUGUUCUCCCGGAUGGGGCCCUACCCUCAGCGCAAAGUCAUCACCUUUAACCGCUACAGCCAUGAUUUCAACUUUCACAUCAACUACGGUGACCUGGGCUUCCUGGGGCCUGAGGAUCUUCGGGUAUUUGGCUCCCAGAACCUGACCACAGUGAAGCUAAAAGGUGUGGGAGAGAGCUUCAAGAAGUAUCCUGACUAUGAGUCCAAAGGCAUCAAGGCCCACUUCAAUCUGGAUGAGAGUGGGGUGCUCAGUUUAGACAGGGUGGAGUCUGUAUUUGAGACCCUGAUAGAGGACAGCCCAGAGGAAGAAUCUACUCUUACCAAACUUGGGAACACCAUUUCCAGCCUGUUUGGAGGUGGCACCUCAUCAGAUGCCAAAGAAAAUGGUACCGAUGCUGUACAGGAGGAAGAGGAGAGCCCUGCUGAGGGGACCAAGGAUGAGCCUGGAGAGCAGGGGGAGCUCAAGGAGGAAGCUGAAGCCCCAAUGGAAGAUACCUCUCAGCCUCCACCCUCUGAGCCCAAGGGUGAUGCAGCCCCUGAGGGAGAAAAACCUGAUGAAAAAGAAAGUGGGGACAAGUCUGAGGCCCAGAAGCCCAGUGAAAAGGGACAGGCAGGGCCUGAGGGUGUCCCUCCAACUCCUGAGGAAGAAAAAAAGCAGAAACCUGCCCGGAAACAGAAAAUGGUGGAGGAAAUAGGUGUGGAGCUGGCUACCUUGGACCUGCCAGACUUGCCAGAGGAUGAGCUGGCUCGCUCUGUGCAGAAACUUGAAGACUUGACCCUGCGAGACCUAGAAAAGCAAGAAAGAGAAAAAGCUGCCAACAGCUUGGAAGCUUUUAUCUUUGAGACCCAGGACAAGUUGUACCAACCUGAAUACCAAGAAGUGUCCACUGAGGAACAGCGGGAGGAGAUCUCUGGGAAGCUCAGCGCCACGUCCACCUGGCUGGAGGAUGAGGGAUUCGGAGCUACCACUGUGAUGUUGAAGGAGAAGCUGACUGAACUGAGAAAGCUGUGCCAAGGGCUGUUUUUUCGGGUAGAAGAACGCAAGAAAUGGCCAGAACGGCUUUCAGCUCUGGAUAAUCUCCUCAACCACUCCAGCAUUUUCCUCAAGGGUGCCCGGCUCAUCCCUGAGAUGGACCAGAUCUUCACUGAGGUGGAGAUGACAACGUUAGAGAAAGUCAUCAAUGACACCUGGGCCUGGAAGAAUGCAACUCUGGCCGAGCAGGCCAAGCUUCCUGCCACAGAGAAGCCUGUACUGCUUUCAAAAGACAUUGAGGCCAAGAUGAUGGCCCUGGACCGUGAGGUGCAGUACUUGCUCAAUAAAGCCAAGUUUACCAAACCCCGGCCACGUCCCAAGGACAAGAAUGGCAACCGGACAGAGCCUCCCCUCAAUGCUAGUGCUGGUGACCAAGGGGAAAAGGUCAUUCCACCUGCAGGUCAGACUGAAGAGGCAAAGCCCAUUUUAGAACCUGACAAAGAAAAGCCUGAUGUGGAGCCAGCAGACUCCGAGUCUCUGGAAUUAGGAGGCCCUGGAGCAGAAUCUGAAGAGAAAGAGCAGCAGGCAGCUGGACAGAAGAGGCCUCUGAAGAAUGAUGAAUUAUAACCUGCCUCCUGCCUUCCCACUUGCCUCCAGCCCCUUCUCCUACAACCUCUAUUUAUUACAUGUCAGGGUUGGAGUGGGGGUUGGUGCCCUUAGGGCCUCAAGUUCCUUUUCUCACCUGGGGCAGAAGGUAGCUGCUCCAUGUCCCUGGAGUAGCUCCAUAGGGGAAACCAGCUCUAGUUGUGUCCCCAGCCCCACCCUCUGGUCUCCUAUUCUCUGGCUCUGUUUUUGGGGAAAAUCACUAUUAUGUCUUAAUUCUUUGCCUGUGGGUAAGAGAAUGGUUGCCAGUAGCUGUUGGAGACUGGGUAGUGGGAAGGAUGUCACG
Messenger RNA from Acomys russatus (golden spiny mouse), 3407 nucleotides. RefSeq names its product hypoxia up-regulated 1 (gene Hyou1). The record is from RefSeq and is a predicted model, not a curated record. Gene Ontology annotation, molecular function: ATP binding; ATP-dependent protein folding chaperone. The coding region runs from base 83 to 3085 and encodes 1000 amino acids. The transcript has 26 exons. Gene Ontology annotation, biological process: cellular response to hypoxia; negative regulation of hypoxia-induced intrinsic apoptotic signaling pathway; endoplasmic reticulum unfolded protein response. Gene Ontology annotation, cellular component: endoplasmic reticulum chaperone complex. NCBI's taxonomy places the organism in Eukaryota, Metazoa, Chordata, Mammalia, Rodentia, Muridae.